AUGCGGAUGCUGCUAGUGGAGCACCACAUGUUGAGAGCCACUGUGCAGGAGAGGAUAAAUGUGAAAGGCCUACUUACAGACACUGAAGAAUUUGUUGUUUUGUCUGACACCACGGAGAAUCCACCCAAUGGCACAAGCUUGACCAGGGAGCCUGCUGGUCCCCAAGGGUCUUGGAGGACUCAGUUCCAGAGAGCCCUGGCAUGUUUCACCAUGUCCUUCAGAAAUGUUUCCCGAUGCAUCCCGCUGAACAUGGGGGAUUCUACGACCCAGAAUCCCAACCCAGAGGGCAAAAGUUAG
Molecule: messenger RNA, 297 nt
Organism: Trichechus manatus latirostris (Florida manatee)
Lineage: Eukaryota; Metazoa; Chordata; Mammalia; Sirenia; Trichechidae
Product: protein FAM236B-like
Exons: 3
Coding region: 1-297 (98 amino acids)
Source: RefSeq, a predicted model, not a curated record